Hibiscus syriacus is the source of this 869-nucleotide messenger RNA. RefSeq lists its product as uncharacterized. The record is from RefSeq and is a predicted model, not a curated record. NCBI's taxonomy places the organism in Eukaryota, Viridiplantae, Streptophyta, Magnoliopsida, Malvales, Malvaceae. The coding region runs from base 111 to 710 and encodes 199 amino acids. The transcript has 3 exons.
AGAACGCAGAUAACCAAACACGACUUUCCUCGUUCGGUUCCCAAAGGUUGAAAGAAAAUAGUCUCUAGUUAACUUGUUUUUUUUUUUUUUUCCUAUUUGCACCUGAGAAAAUGGAAGAGCCGAAAGCAGCCCCGAACCCACCAGAAGCAACAGCUCCGCCACCGCCACCCGCACCGCCUACAGCAACAGAACAGGCAGCUAGCAGGAAAAGGCCUUUAGAAAACAGCGAUGACCAAUUCCAAAAUUCGCCAUAUUUCAAGAUGCGCCUUGUUCUCAAAGAUCUUCGUCCUCAUUUCGUCGAGGUUCUUCGGGUGCCUGAUUUUCGAAAUUGCAAGGCCGCCGAUGAAAUCAAAGAAAAGACAAAGCAUUUGGCAGAAUUGUACAAGCAGACGAUAGCCUCCACGGAGAAAAGUAACAACUCACCUGGAGGCCAGACACUACAAGGUGAAACCGGAAUGAAGCAGAAGCCCCAGGAGGAGCGGGUCAUUAAGCCAGCACCAGCCGUAUCAUCCAAAAACAAGACUUUCCAGUCGAGUAGUAUCGCCGGGAAACUACAAUCUGAAGAUGGUGAAGCUCCAGGGACAUAUAUCGUUGGGGGAUCGGCUUUUGGGUGGAACUUUAUCACGUUUACAGGGAACAAACCAGUCUAUUAUGGAGUAACAAAGGAAUCAUUUCGAAGUGCUCAAGCAAGUUCAGGUCUAGGAGUGUGAAGUCUGUCCGACAUGUAUUGUGGGCUAAAUAUUGCAACGGUAAAUGCUUUUGGAGCUCAACCUUUAUAUUAACAUUGGGGGAUUGUCAUUUGUAUAACUCUUUCUUUUUAACGUACUUUUUGCGGAUUCAGUUCGGGGUUCUGUAGGUUGGAUUUCUAA